This is a messenger RNA of Lepidothrix coronata (blue-crowned manakin), 1488 nucleotides long. It is a transcript of the gene UBALD1, whose product is annotated as UBA like domain containing 1. The transcript has 3 exons. The record is from RefSeq and is a predicted model, not a curated record. NCBI's taxonomy places the organism in Eukaryota, Metazoa, Chordata, Aves, Passeriformes, Pipridae. Gene Ontology annotation, molecular function: protein binding. Bases 188 to 676 code for a protein of 162 amino acids.
GGCGGGAGAAGGGCGCGGACUACAGGCCCCAGGCGGCGCCGCGCGGGCCGGGCCGCGCCGGCCCCGCCCCCCGGCGGCCGUGGGCGGGGCCGGGGCGGGCGCCGUGAGUCAGUGCCCGGUAAACAUUGGCGUGAGCCGCCGGCCCCGCCGUGCUGGCGGCGCCCUGAGGGCGGCGGGGGCCGCGGCCAUGGACGAGCUCAAGCACCAGGUGAUGAUCAACCAGUUCGUGCUGGCGGCCGGCUGCGCCGCCGACCAGGCCAAGCAGCUGCUGCAAGCGGCCCACUGGCAGUUCGAGACUGCUCUCAGUGCUUUUUUCCAAGAAACAAACAUCCCCUACAGCCACCACCAUCAGAUGAUGUGCACUCCCGCCAACACGCCGGCCACGCCGCCCAACUUCCCCGACGCCCUCACCAUGUUCUCCCGCCUCAAGGCUUCCGAGAGCUUCAACAGCAGUAGCCCCGUGGCCUCCAUGGCAACCUCCCCACCGCCCCCGGCCCCGCCGCUGCCCCAGCACGGGGCCUUCAACCCCGCCUGGCCCACGGCUUCUCCCCCUGGCCAGCAGCAGAGCAUGUGGACUCCGGCCGCGCCGGCGCAGCCCGCGGGCUGGCCCGCCGCUGUCUCCCAGCAGGCCACCGCGGAACAGAAGGCCAACGUGACCAUGGAGGCAGAGAGAUGAGGCCGCGGCCAAGAGCGAACGCGGUGGGGAGGGACCCCUGCAUAUAAAUAUUUUUUUUUUUUCCUCCCCCCCCUCCCCAAAGAGGAGAGGAACUCUGCUGCCAGGGCGUCUGGCAGCUGCCGAAACACACGAGAGAAAUAGCUGCCUUGCAUGGGUUUGGUUUGAAGUAGUUUUUACUUGUUCUCGAGCUGAAUGGAGCUCCCCAGAGACAGCGGGAGGCUGCGUGGGACCGGUGCCAGCCUCCAUGUGGGACCCCGCCGCUGCCAGACUCUCCGGGAGGGAGCACCCCCUCCUCUCUUGGGACACCGGAGUUUGCAUGCCAGUGACAUUUACAGAGGAGGUCCCUUCUUCAGGGUCCCCUGGGCCACCCCACUAGGCCAAGUGGGUUGUGCCUGAGUGUUUCCCCCUAUCCCUUGGCCCCGCUCGACUGGGUGGGGGCAGAUACCCCACGAGGCUUGUUUUUUGUAAGGGGUGAAGAGAGCAAGGGCUGUUCCUGCUCCACCACAGCCUCCACCCUGCACACAUCAUCCUUGCUGGUGAGCAGGGCUGGGGGACACCGGCUCUUGGGGAGGCAUCUGACCCCUCGCCCAGCCCCCGAUGGGGAGCAGGGGGUGAGCCACAGUGGCCCGGCUGGGCCAGCACACCCUCCCCUCCACCCCCUGGGAUGGGGUUCUCCCCAGGGCUCUUUUGCAUGACACAGUGUAACCCUAGAGACUGGGAUCGUUUUUAAGCCCUCUGUUCUUUUUCCCGGCGGCUGGAAGUCUCUCCGGAUGCGCCGCAGCCGCUUGCAAUACACGCUCUUCUGCUUUGAA